AUGUCAGACUCCUUGAAUUACACAAUAUCUGCACUGCCCUCCAGUGUCCCGUCAGUCAAUGGCGAUCCUAACACCACAUUGUGCCAGGACUGGGAGCAGUCUCAUCACCUGCUGUUCCACCUGGCCAACCUGAGCCUUGCUCUAGGUUUCCUCAUCCCCACCACAGUAGCGCUUCAUAUGAUCUUCCUCAGACUGCUGCUGAUGACAGGGUGCUUUUUGUUCAUAACGUGGGCCACAUUAUAUAGAUGUACAUUGGAUGUGAUGGUUUGGAAUGUGGUUUUCCUUCUGGUGAACUUCAUGCAUUUCUUCUUCCUUCUUUAUAAACGCAGACCGAUUAAGAUUGACAGGGAGUUAAAAUCAUUGUACAAGCGUAUGUUCGAGCCCCUGCAUGUACGUGAAGCUCUGUUUCAGAGGCUCACUGGCCAGUUCUGCACCAUCCAGGCCCUAAAGAAGGGCCAGGUCUAUGCAGUAGAAGAUAAAACCUCUGUUGAUGAGCACCUCAGCGUUCUUCUCAAAGGAAAGAUGAAGGUAUCAUAUCGUGGCCAUUUCUUGCAUAAUAUUUAUACCAAUGCCUUCAUCGACUCUCCAGAGUUCAGGUCAACUCAGAUGAACAGGAGUGAGAGGUUUCAGGUGAUGAUCACUGCUGAGGAAAACUGCAAGCUUAUCUGCUGGUCUAGAGAGCGUCUGACUUACUUCCUGGAGUCAGAGACUUUUCUGAAUGAGGUGUUCAGGUACCUCAUUGGCAAAGACAUCACCAACAAGCUUUACUCUCUCAAUGACCCAACCCUUAGUGACAAGGCUGUGAAGAAAAUGGACCGUCAUCCAAGUCUAUGUUCUCAGCUGUCUAUGAUGCAAAUGAGGAACAGCAUGGCUGACACCAGUGAGACAGACGAUGUCCUCAACCAGAUCCUGAGAGGCGGGUCAACUGGCUCAUCACUCCAGAAAACUCCUCUGACAAAAGUAUCCACGACUAUGAAGCCAAUUGAAGAAGGAAUGGAAGAUGAAGUUUUUGAACCUGAAUCCCCCACUACCUCCCAGAACAUUUCCAGGACCCCCAGAGAGGACAUGUAAAAUG
Carassius carassius (crucian carp) is the source of this 1075-nucleotide messenger RNA. Its product is annotated as blood vessel epicardial substance-like. NCBI's taxonomy places the organism in Eukaryota, Metazoa, Chordata, Actinopteri, Cypriniformes, Cyprinidae. The record is from RefSeq and is a predicted model, not a curated record. Gene Ontology annotation, cellular component: sarcolemma. Bases 1 to 1071 code for a protein of 356 amino acids. The transcript is spliced from 7 exons. Gene Ontology annotation, molecular function: cAMP binding.